GGCCCUCCCGCCCCGCGUCCAUCCCAGCCCGAGAGUGAUGAUCCGCUGGCGGAGCAGCCGCAGCAGCCCCGCGCGUCACCGCGCGGCCGCCUCCCCCGCCCCCUGCAGAGAGAGAGAGAGGCGCACACCCCUCGCUCGCACCCGCUUGCCUGCCCGGUCUCCAGAAUGUGGGGGGAUUGGAGACGGUGGAAGAGGGCGGGAGUGGACAGACCCACGGAUGGACGAGCGGACUGGGGCAGGGUGGAGAAAUCGCCCCCCAGAUCUCCCACCCUCGGGUCUCUCGCUGCGCCAGGUUUCCGGAUGCCUACGGGAAAGAGGUGAAGUAGCGCGCUGGAGCUCCCCGACUUCCUGGUCUAUGAGCGCACAAAGUCUGGGGUCCCUGAGGGAAGUAGGGGAGAGGCGGAGCGCGGAUCUUUGGAGCAGCAAGGGCUGCAAGCCUGAGCUUUUUGACAAGGCCAACAAACACCACUUCUUACACAGCCUGGCCCUGUUGGGGGUGCCCCAUUGCAGAAAGCCCCUCUGGGCCGGGUUACUGCUAGCCACUGGAACCACCUUAUUCUGCACCAGCUUUUACUACCAGGCUCUGAGUGGAGACCCCAGCGUCCAGACUUUGGCCCCUGUGGGAGGAAGCCUUCUACUCUUGGGCUGGCUAGCCUUGGCUUUUUGAGCUUCCUUGUGUUUAAUUUCUGGGUACUUUUUAAAGAGGUGGAGCAGGGAGGAGAUUAAAAGCGAAAGGCAAAUAA
This is a messenger RNA of Rhinolophus ferrumequinum (greater horseshoe bat), 743 nucleotides long. RefSeq names its product transmembrane protein 256 (gene TMEM256). Lineage: Eukaryota; Metazoa; Chordata; Mammalia; Chiroptera; Rhinolophidae. The record is from RefSeq and is a predicted model, not a curated record. The transcript is spliced from 4 exons. The coding region runs from base 38 to 667 and encodes 209 amino acids.